AUGGCGGCGCCUCAGCCUCAGCCUCAGACUUUCACAUUCACACAGGUUGGGUCUCUCUCCAUCAAAUUGGAUAUCUACCUCACCCCCUCGCCGGCAGCCGAUGCCCCGAUUCUGCUGUGGUUCCAUGGCGGUGGUCUAAUCCAAGGGUGCCGAGCGAGGUAUGGACCGCACACCGUGGCCAGCGUUCCCAAGUAUGGCCACGUCCCGCUCUCGCCGGACUACAGGCUCGCUCCCCAGGCGACCUUGGCCGAAAUCCUGGCAGAUGCGCUGGAUGCGUUGAAUGGGCCCGAGGGGAGCCCCCUCACCACAUCUCAGCCUCAGCCUCGGGGAUCACAGUAA
Molecule: messenger RNA, 339 nt
Organism: Capronia epimyces CBS 606.96
Lineage: Eukaryota; Fungi; Ascomycota; Eurotiomycetes; Chaetothyriales; Herpotrichiellaceae
Exons: 1
Coding region: 1-339 (112 amino acids)
Source: RefSeq, a predicted model, not a curated record